Molecule: messenger RNA, 2815 nt
Organism: Pundamilia nyererei
Lineage: Eukaryota; Metazoa; Chordata; Actinopteri; Cichliformes; Cichlidae
Gene: cyp27a2
Product: cytochrome P450 family 27 subfamily A member 2
Exons: 11
Coding region: 137-1747 (536 amino acids)
Biological process (GO): glucocorticoid biosynthetic process; cholesterol metabolic process; cortisol metabolic process
Cellular component (GO): mitochondrial inner membrane
Molecular function (GO): monooxygenase activity; oxidoreductase activity, acting on paired donors, with incorporation or reduction of molecular oxygen; iron ion binding
Source: RefSeq, a predicted model, not a curated record
GAAACCUGAUCUGCAUUGCCUGAAGGGGUGGAUCUGUACAAUGAAAGGUUUGUAAUCAAACUACGCUCCAAGCAUAUAAAUAUGCACAUGCUCUGUUGCACGCACACAAUCGACUCUUUCACACAGCGCUUUCACUAUGGGCUUCCGGGCUGCUGCAACCUGGUACCGCUGCCUCCCAGCGCUCUGCUCCGGGACAGCGCUUCGGGUCGCUCCGGUGCUCAGACCCGCACCCUUCGCUUCCAUCCCGGGCAGAAGAAACCUGAACGUGCAGACAGCAACUGAGGCGGUUAGGCUGAAGAGCAUUGAUGACUUACCGGGGCCCAGCCGGUCCACCAGUAUGUACUGGUUGUUGGUCAAAGGAUACGCGGAAAAGAUGCACUUACUGCAGGGCUUACAGAAGCGUCAGUAUGGGCCCAUCUGGCGCUCCAAGUUUGGCCCUUUUGACAUCGUCAAUGUGGCGACUCCUGACCUCAUUGGUCAAGUGAUCCAGCAGGAAGGCCGCUACCCAGUCCGAGUUGAGAUGCCCCACUGGAAGGAGUACAGGGAGCUGAGGGGCCAGGCCUACGGACUCCACGUAGAAACAGGACCAGAGUGGUAUCGCAUCCGCAGUGCCCUGAACCCCAAGAUGCUGAAGCUACAGGAGGUAUCGGUUUAUGCCUCCACCAUCCAGCAGGUGACUGGAGAUCUGCUGCAACGCAUUGAGCUCUUACGAGCUCGCAGUCAGGACCAAGCCACAGUUUUGGACGUGGCAGCUGAGCUCUACAAGUUUGGCUUUGAAGGUAUAUCCUCCAUCCUGUUUGAGACCAGACUGGGGUGCCUGCAGGAGGAGAUUCCCCAUGAGACUCUUCGCUUCAUCAAGGCUCUUAACGACAUGAUGACGUUUGCUGACAUGGUGCUUCUCUUCCCACGAUGGACCCGCAACAUCCUCCCCUUCUGGAAACGCUUUGUUCAGGCCUGGGAUGACCUCUAUGAAGUAGCUCAGAUGCUCAUCGACAGAAGAAUGGCUGAAGUUGAAGCUCAGGUGAGCAGGGGUGAGCCUAUAGAGGCCAUGUACCUGACCUACCUGCUGUCUUCUGGCAAACUGACCAAAGCGGAAGUCUACAUAAGUGCCACCCAGCUGCUGAGCUCAGGAGUAGACACUAUAACGUCCAACACCUUGUCGUGGGCUUUGUAUCACUUAGCGAGAGACAGCAGGGCUCAGGAUCGACUUUACAGCGAGGUGAAUUCGGUUUGCCCAGACAAGCGGGAGCCAACCAUGGAUGACCUGAGCAGGAUGCCCUUCCUGAAGGCCGUCAUAAAGGAGACAUUACGCCUGUAUCCAGUGGUUCCUGGAAACGGACGCUUUGUUUCGGAGAACGAGGUGAUUCUGGAUAACUACUGGUUCCCGAAGAAGACUCAGUUCCAUCUGUGCCAUUAUGAAGCCUGCCACGAUGAGUCCGAGUUCACAAAUGCUGAGCACUUCCUCCCAGAGCGGUGGUUUCGCAGUGACACGCCGAAUAGCCGCAGUGACAGAGCCAGGCCCGGCUUCUACCAGCAUAACCCUUACAGCUUCAUCCCGUUCGGUGUCGGGGUGCGAGCCUGUGUGGGGAAGAGGGUGGCAGAGAUGGAGAUGCACUUUGCUCUGUCCAGGCUGAUGCAGCAUUACGAGAUCCAGCCUGAAGAUGGUGCACCGACAGUGGAGGCCAAAACUCGGACGCUGCUCAUUCCCGCUAAGCCCAUCAACCUGCGCUUCCUCCCCAGAGUCUGAAGAUGGUGCCAGUGAUGGCAAGCAGCUCGUACAUUCACAAUAAAAGUGCUCCCAGAAGUUUCUUUCUCAGUGUAACUUUAGUUUGAGCAACAGGCUAAAACUGCACAGAGGUACAAAUGAGUAAUUAGAUAAAAAUUUAAGGCCAUUUCUGGUGUUUGCCAGUCUGGGUGUGGUGCAGUUACGCAUCUGAGCCUUAAUGGUGCAGAUUCCUGUCAGCAGCUGCAUUUAACAAAUUUCAGCAAUGAUGGUAGUGAGUAAAUCCUCAAGCCAGGUUGACACAUGCAGGGAUUUCUCUUUAGGAACACAUUUAAUGGGCACAUUUAUCAUUUUAAAGAAAUAAGCUCAUAAUUUAUCUACACAUUUAUCUUUAUAUGUAUUUCUUUAUAUUUCCUUAGCUAACGUCUGUUAUGGUCUUCCUUUAUUAUUUCAUAGUUGUUGUCAUUCUGUUUAGUUUUAGCCCUCUGGUAUAGUUCUGGAUUUUUCAGCAAGUAAAGGCAUGUUUUUUGUUUUUUAAACCUCCUUUAGGUUUGUGCAUGUGGCUCCUCAAUUUAUUAACCCAUAACAGAAUUUGCAAAACAGAUGUUAUUAGUUUUUAGUUACUACUCAAGUAUAACUUCUUUGCACUGUCAGAUCUGAGAGUACACUGGCUGUUAAAGCCGUUUAAACACAUUACUUUAUUUACUUUAAUUAACUUUUACCCUGACUUUGAGUUUGACAUUGACUUUGGCUAAAGUGAAUCUCUGAAGUCUUUGAUGAUGAACCAGUGAAGUGAAAUUCUCCCUUUAAAGUUUUUAAAGAUUUUAUUUGUGCAUGUAUUUACACACAAAAGAGCUGUUUUAUCUUUCAUAAACAUAUUUGUGCAGGAAGUAAUUUCAUAUUUUUCUUCCUCUUUCAGAGAAGCCAGAAAGAGAGAAAAAGGACUUCUCUGCAGAGUUUAGAUGUUCACACAAAAUUGAACCUAAUGCCCAAAUCUUGCCUUCUGCAUUAUAUAAUCACUGUAAUUGUAUAACAAUGAGUCCUAAUAUCACAGUGUGUGUGUGUGUGUGUGUGUGUGUGUGUGUGUGUGUG